This is a messenger RNA of Ceutorhynchus assimilis (cabbage seed weevil), 1605 nucleotides long. NCBI's taxonomy places the organism in Eukaryota, Metazoa, Arthropoda, Insecta, Coleoptera, Curculionidae. The record is from the annotation of a GenBank genome assembly.
AUGUUAGUAGUAAGACGUUAUAUUUCAACUACCUCCAGUAGGAACAUCAUCAAAAAGGUUACAGUUUACGGAGCAGGACAUACAGGCUCUGUUAUCGCCCAAACAGCAGCUCAACAUGGAAAUCAGACGACUUUGGUUGACCCAAAAAAAACUGCACUGAAGAAAGCUUCCAGAACUAUCACUCACAAUUUGAGAAACGUUGCCGAACAACUUUAUCGAGAACAUGAGGUAGCUCAAAAAAAAUUUGUUGAUGAAACGAUGAGUAAAAUACAGUUGAACACAAAAAUUGAUCCAAUAGAAGAUGUAAAUUUAAUCAUCGAUGCCAUAACUGAGGAUUUAAACGCUAAACGAAAAUUAUUCAAAUAUUUAGAUCAAAUUUCACCUGAAGAAACAUUAUUCGCUUCAUCAACCAACAUAUUUUCCAUUAGCCAGAUUGCCUCUGCGGUGAAUAGAAAGGAUAAGUUUGGUGGAUUACAUUUUCUCAAGCCCGAAUACCAAGUACCACUUUUGGAAAUAAUAACAAUUCCAGAGCAGUCUCAAGAUACCUACAAAUCAUUUGUCGCUUGGGGUAAAUCUUUAGGCAAAACUUGCGUCACUUGUAAGGAUACCCAUGGAUUUAUCGUCAAUAGGUUAUUGCUGCCUUACGUUGCAGAGGCACUUAGAAUGGUAGAAAGAGGCGAAGCUUCUCCAAAUGACAUAGAUUCUGCCAUGAAACUGAUUGCAGGUACUUCCAUGGGCCCCAUUGAACUCUCGGAUUUGAUUGGUCAAGACACUUUAACCGCUAUUCUGGAAGAAUGGCACAAAAAAUAUCCCAAGGAUAAUUUAUUUAUACCUGUAGGAUCCAAGCCAAAGUCUGUUGAGGUAGACUGGGGAAUCUGUGUUUUGUGUAAGUUAAGUACGGGAGAAGAUCUCACUUUCCCCGGUAGAAGUAACAGACCUGAUAAAAAUGAAGGGUACUCUAAAUUGGCACAGAAUUUGGAAGAGUUUGAGAAACUUGGACAGGUGCCGAAAGGGCUCAAUGUGUCGUCCCUCAAGGAAGGCGCAGGAUUGCUAGAUACCCUGAUCAACAAAGCAGCAGGCUGGCACAGAACCUGUUACCUUGAGUUCAGCCCAUCAAGACUCGAGAGAGCAAGAAAGAAGCCUAGACCUAGUGAACCUGCAUUGCCAUUGAUUUCCCCUGUCAAGACACGGACUAAAAAAGAGUCAUUUUCCCCAGAUAUAUGUUUAUUUUGUGGAAGCGUUGGUACAAGAUAUCACGUUUUGAGUACUGUUUCAACUCAGCACUGCAGCCAAGAAAUAUAUGAUUGUGCCAAAAAAAUGAAAGACACGCAAUUGCUGGCGAAACUGGCGGGUGCUAGUGACUCUAUGGCUCAUACCCUCAAAGCCAACUACCAUAACAAAUGUCGAGCCAAUUACAUGAAAAGGGUUAAAAGAAUGUCGGCUUCAUCAGAAAUCUCGUCAGAGCUAGAAGAUUUGGUGCAGCAAAAAUUGGAACUGAUGAAUGAAUUGGGCAAGAGUAAAGUAGUACAACAACGACUGCUCGAUAAAACAUCAUUUCACAAGGGGUUCGAGGCUAGGGAAGAACUCGUUGUAAAGAUGCAAUAA